AUGGCUGACUCGAUUCUGACAAGGAAGCGGGACUUGAUUUACUUGGUCUUCUUUAUCACGCACCUACCGGUGAUGUUAGCGUUCGACCUCACCGCCUACUACCCCAUCAACAUCAAACCCCUCUGGAUGGGCGACCUCCGCACCUGGUACGUCGCCACCUACGGCGACCGCUUUUUCUACAACCCACCAGCCUGGUUCGGCGUCCUCACCUUCCUCGAGCUAGUCUACCACCUGCCUCUCACACUCUGGGCCAUUCCCGCGCUUGUGCGCAACGACCCCCGCAUUCCCCUGGCUCUGCUAGUCUUUGGCAUGGAGACGAGCAUCACGACGCUGGUUUGUCUGGCGGAGAUGUGGAGUUGGGAGGAGUUGAGGCCAGAGCAGAGGGGGUUGAGUGGGUUGGGGGGCAUGUAUGGGGGGUAUUUGGCACUGGGGGUGUUUAUGACGUUGGAUUGCUAUGCGAGGUUGGAUCAGUGGAUUGCGAGGCAGAAAGGAUUGGUGCCUGUUUCGAAGAAAAAGCUUUGA
This is a messenger RNA of Macroventuria anomochaeta, 522 nucleotides long. RefSeq lists its product as uncharacterized. The record is from RefSeq and is a predicted model, not a curated record. NCBI's taxonomy places the organism in Eukaryota, Fungi, Ascomycota, Dothideomycetes, Pleosporales, Didymellaceae. The transcript is spliced from 2 exons. Bases 1 to 522 code for a protein of 173 amino acids. Gene Ontology annotation, cellular component: endoplasmic reticulum.